UCUGACUCAGGAGUGGCCCCUAGCAGUGUUUGGGGGCCCCUGGUUGCUGGGAUGGGACUGGGAGUACGUGUGGCUGUGUGCAGGGCAAGAGCCCAAUCCCAGGGGCUCUCUCAGGCCUCAGCACGCCUCUCCCUAUCCUGGAGCUCCUGUUCAGAUGCUGGCCCACUCACUCUUUUGCCCAGUGAGGCUUUCCUGGACCGUACCCCCUUUUACCUGUCUACUCACACACAUUUUCCAGGCUGAGCAGUGGCCAGUGAAGCAGAACUGGGUGGAGGCAGAGGCUGACCUGACUCCUUACCCGCCCAGGCCGCUGUCCUCAUGAAGGGCAUCCGACCUGCAGGCAGCCCCUCUGGGGCUGCGGGGAGCACCCUGGAUGGUGUGGACCUGACCCUGACCGGCCUCCCGCCGCCCCUGUUCCGCCGGCCCAGCAGUGCCACUGCCACCAAACCCUUCACCCGCUCGGUGUCUGCGGUGGUGGGUGGUGAGUCACGGAGGAGGGCUCAGCCUCCCACAGCACCAGGAGACUCCCCCGUCAACAACCUGCGCAGGUCCAGCAGUGCCACCCAGGUGAAUGCCCCCGCCAGCCCGGCCUGGGCCGAGCCCCCCAGCACGGCGGAGCCCCUUGACUUCCUGGCACUCUUCGAGGGCAGCCCCGAUGGGCAGAAGCAACCAAGCAGUCUGGAGAAAGCUCCCAGUGAGCAAAGUGCCACGUGGAACGUUCUGGAUGAACAACCCAGAGCCUUCCCCCUGCCUUCCGACUCCUGGAGUCCCCCCACGGCUCCUGAGGCCCGACCCAGCCCGCGGAGGAGAGAGUGUACCGUGACCCUGGCACCGAGUUUUACAGCCAACAACAGGAGCAGCAAAGGCGCUGUGGGCAACCGAGUCACCGCCAUGGUGCACAACCGUCACAGCCCUGCAGAGAAGGCGCCGCCCCCCAAGAGCUCCAACCACUUGGCCCCGCCGCUCAACAAUAUCGUCAAGGCAGCUGCUGGCGAAGCCCAGGAGGGUGGGGCCUGCCCGAGGUCACAGAAGAACCUGGACGGCGGCCCCCAGGUAGCCCGGAGCAGUGCAGGGGGUGCCCUGGGCCCCCUCAGGAGGAAGGAGGUGACGGAGGAGGAGGCUGAGAGGUUUAUCCAUCGAGUGAACCAGGCUGCGGUCACCAUCCAGCGCUGGUAUCGGAACCAGGCACAACGGCGGGCAGGAGCUGCCCUCGGGGCUAGAGAGGGGCGGCAGCGCCCAGGGGAUGGCAACAUUCUGGACCCACAAAAGGCAGCAGUCAGGAAGAAGGCCCGGGAGGAGAAGGCAAGGCAGGCCAGGCAGGCGGCCCUGCAGGAAUUGCAGCAGAAACGAGCCCUGAAGCCAGACGCCCUGGAUUUGGGUCUGCAGGAGCUGUCAAGACACCCCCCUGCCCAGGAGCCGGCCCCCAGGCCAGGCCGCCCCAGACCCACCCUGCCCCACAAGGCCAACAUCACAGGGGCUGAACCCCACACCGUGGCCCAGCAAGAUGCCUGCCGGCCUCCUGCUGAGACACCCGCACAUCCCAAGUCAUGUCUAGACCCCGCGAAACAGGAAGAGGCAGCCAGUGGAGACCACGAGGCCCCCGCCGCCACCCAGAGCAAGGCCAAGUCCAGAGCAAUGCUGGACGAGCUACUGGACACACUGAAGCUGCUGGAGGCGGAGCCUGAGCCCCUACCCCGGCCACGGGCCUAUUGCCACGAUAGAUAUGCCUGGAGUGAUGAGGACGAUGCCAGUUCCCUGACGGCUGAUAACCUGGAGAAGCUGGGGACGCUCAAUGCAGGAGCUGGGCCCCCCGAAGAAGGGACGCUGCUGUCGGAGGCCAAGCUGCAGAGUAUCCUGAGCUUUCUGGACGAGAUGGAGAAGUCAGGGCAGGACCGGCCCAGCCCAGCCUCCCAGGGGCUCCUGCUGGAGGAAGCGCCCAGGCGGCAGGUGUCAGAGACCAGCACGUCCCUGAUGCGUCUGCAGCUGGAGGUGGAGGAGAAGAGGCGCGCCGCCGUGCUGCUGCAGAGGGCCCUGGCACAGCAGCGGGACCUAGCCGAUCGGCGAGUCAAGGACACGGAGCGGGAGAUGGGCCGGCAGCUGCGGCAGCAGCGGGAACACUACGAGGCCACCAUCCAGCGGCACCUGUGCUUUAUCGACCAGCUGAUCGAUGACAAGAAGCUCCUGAGCGAGAAGUGCGAGGCGAUGGUGGCUGAGAUUAGACGGGCCGAGCAGAGGCACCGCGAGCAGACAGCACAAGUGCAAGAGCAGCACCAGCUGGAGAUUAAGAAACUCAAAGAAGUCAUGAGCGCCACGGAAAAGGUGCGCAGGGAGAAAUGGAUCAACGAGAAGACACGCAAGAUCAAGGAAAUCACGGUCCGAGGCCUGGAGCCGGAGAUCCAGAGGCUGAUCGCGCAGCACAAGCAGGAGCUGAAGAAGCUCAAGGCGCUGCACGAGGCGGAGCUGGCGCAGGCCGCGGCGCAGGCGGCAGAACUUUACGGGCGGCAGGCGGAGGAGCUGCGCGCGCGCCUGGAGCAGGAGAAGGAGGCGCUGGGCCAGCAGGAGCGCGAGCGUGCCCAGCAGCGCCUGGAGCAGCAGCUGGAGCAGGAGCAGCGGGCCUUGCAGCAGCGGCGGCGGCAGCUGUACAGCGAGGUGGCCGAGGAGAAGGAGCGGCUGGGCCAGCAGGCCGCCAGGCAGCGCGCCGAGCUGGACGAGCUGCGGGAGCAGCUGCAGGAGAGCAGCGCGGCGGGCGUGCGGGCGCUGAGGGCCGAGGUGGACAAGGAGCGAGAGGCGCAGGAGCAGCGGCACCAGGUGGAGCUGAAGGCCCUGCGGGACCAGCUGGAGCUGGAGCGGCAAGUGUGGGAGGCCAGCAGCGCGCGCAAGGAGGAGGCCUGGCUGCUGAGCCGCGAGCGGGAGCUGAAGGAGGAGAUCCGGCGGGGCCGCGACAAGGACAUCGAGCUGGUCAUCCAGCGGCUGGAGGCCGACAUGACGCAGGCCCGGGAGGAGGGCGAGCGGGCCACGGAGAGCCGCAUCCAGCGCAUCCGGGACAAGUACCAGACGGAGCUGGCCGAGCUGGAGCGCUCCGAGCGGCAGCUGCAGGAGCGCUGCGCGCAGCUCCGGGGCCGCCUGGGCGAGGCCGAGGGCGAGAGCGCGCGCCUGCGGGGCCUGCUGCAGCGCCGGGAGCGGGAGCUGGCCGACACGCGCAAGGUGAACGAGCAGCUGACCGCCGAGCGGGCCAACCUGGCCCAGGUGCUCCGCCAGGAGGUCGCUGAUCGCCUGGCGGCCUCAGAGGAGGAGACUCGGCAGGUGAAGGCGGAGCUGGCCACGCUGCAGGCCCAACAGCAGCUGGAGCUGGAGCAGAUGUCAAGGGACAAGCAGGCAGAACUGGAGGCCGUGCACGGCAGGGUGAAGCUGGCUCUGGCCAAGAAGGAGGAGGCAGUGAACAACCUUCGGAAGCAGCAUGAGGCGGCCAUGAAGAGAGCGGCCCACCUGGAGGAGCUGCUGGAACUGCGGAGGCGGCCGGGCCCUAGCACCAAGUGAGGCCGCCCAGCCCGGCCCUGCUCUGCCCUGUCCAGCUCUGCCCCCCAUGGCCCUACCCCCUGUACCCCUGCAGUAAAGAGCCACUUUUUA
Messenger RNA from Suncus etruscus (white-toothed pygmy shrew), 3627 nucleotides. RefSeq names its product centrosomal protein 131 (gene CEP131). Gene Ontology annotation, biological process: cilium assembly; regulation of centrosome duplication; intraciliary transport involved in cilium assembly. Gene Ontology annotation, cellular component: centriolar satellite. The coding region runs from base 319 to 3537 and encodes 1072 amino acids. The record is from RefSeq and is a predicted model, not a curated record. NCBI's taxonomy places the organism in Eukaryota, Metazoa, Chordata, Mammalia, Eulipotyphla, Soricidae. The transcript is spliced from 25 exons.